AUACUUGUGAUUAAUAAGCUGGUUCAGGGACAGUGGGGGCUGAACAGGAAGAUAUGGGUGGUUUGGCUCAUGAGAAUAACGGGGAAAGGCCCAAGGCUCCAGUCAAAGCCCCAAUACCCUGAGAGGGGAAUAGGCCCCAGCUGUAUUUCAAGCCUCAGCCACAAAUGAAGUCACCUCCAAAGUCAGAUCCAAACCAAACCAUCAUCUCAACCUAGAUUUGACCUUAUCGCCAGCCUCCACAAGCACCACAAGUGCCAGCCUCAAUCUCAGCCCCAGUUCACCCCUAAAAGCAAUCUCAACACAGUGCAGGUCCGGCUCCAGUCCUGGGCCCAUCAUGGUGAAGGACUUUCAAGACAUCCAGCAGCUGGACUCUGAGGAAAAUGAUCACCAGCUGGAUAGAAGUGAGGGGCCACGCCCUCGCAGACACAAUCUCAGAAGAGAAAAUCCAUUUUGGGAAGGGACACCUCCCCCCCAGCCCUUCCUGCAGCGUUUCUGCUCCCGACCCCGCCUCAGUCUGCUCGCCCUGGGCUUCAAUGUCCUGCUGCUGGUGGUCAUCUGUAUGAUUGGGUCCCAAAGUGAGUAUGACAGUGGGGGCAGCGGCACACAGCUGCAGAUGGAGUUGCGGGCCCUCAAAGAAACUUUCAACAACUUCUCAGUGACCACCCUGACAGAGGUCCGGGCUCUCAAUUUCCAUGGAGUCAACGUAAGUGACAGGGUGACAUUUCUGGAAGCCAACCUGGAGAAACAGAACGAGGACCUGAAAUCAGAUCAUGCCAACUUGCUCCUUCACCUGAAGCAGUUCCCGGUUGAUCUGCGCAUCCUGGAGUGUCAUAUAACAUUCUUCCAGAGCAAUGGUAGGGGCACAAAAUGCUGCCCCGUUAACUGGAUGGAGCAUGACGGCAGCUGCUACUGGUUCUCUCGCUCUGGAAAAACCUGGUCUGAGGCUGACAAGUACUGCCAGCUGGAGGAUGCCCACUUGGUCGUCAUCAACUCCAAGGAGGAACAGCAAUUCAUUCUACAACACGCAAGCCCCUUUCAUACGUGGUUAGGACUCACCAGCACCGGGGGCUCCUGGAAGUGGGUAGAUGGCACCGACUAUGAGAAUGGCUACAAGAACUGGGCUUACACUCAGCCGGACAACUGGCAGGGGCGUGAGGUGGGAGGAAGUGAAGACUGUGUCGAAAUCCAGUCAAAUGGCCAAUGGAACGACGAUUUGUGCCUGCAGAUGCACCGCUGGGUGUGUGAGACCAGGAAGAACCACACCACUGGGAGCCUCUGACCACAAGUCUGGAACCUGUACCGCCCACUUUACCCUAUAACCCCUGCCCACUUCUCUACUGAGAGUUUGGAAGGAAGAAGAAUAGAUUCAGGGGAAUGGGGAGGGUCUGGGGGAAGAUGGGAGGUGGUGGUUAAGACCUCAGACCCUGGGGAGACUGUGACCCAUGUCCUUCCACAGUUUGUUGUAAUUAUGAAAAUUUUCAGCCCCUGCAAUGGAAUAGAAAAAGAAAACCAAAUCUUGAAACAUUAUAUGGCCUGGUUAUUUGGAACUGGGAGAUGUAGCUGCAGAAAACUGGGGAGGAGAGGGUCAGGAGAGACAAGGUUUGCGUCCAGACAUUGAAUGCCCUUGACACAGCGUGCUGGGAAGGAGCCUGCUGGGUGGGGCUAGAGGAUGGUCCAGACCCGAGGAUUCUUGAGAGAAGCAGCUGUCCCUGUAGUGGGGUUACCUCCAGAAGAGGUGGCAAGAAGCACCCUGGCUCCAGUCCUUCACUCCCAGCCUGGGAACUACAGGCAGGGUUGACAAAGUUCCCCUUGGCAAGGCCAGUGGGAAAUGUUUGCUAAGAGGAGGAUUGGUAAGACAGCCGCUUUCCCCCAUUUUCAGCCUCCUUUUGACCCAAAAUGGUUAUCUUCAACAUAGAAUGUCUCCAACAAUUUCUGCAUCGGGUAAACUCCAGAUUCCCAAAUUGUUCUG
Messenger RNA from Loxodonta africana (African savanna elephant), 1969 nucleotides. It is a transcript of the gene ASGR2, whose product is annotated as asialoglycoprotein receptor 2. Gene Ontology annotation, biological process: biological process involved in interspecies interaction between organisms. The record is from RefSeq and is a predicted model, not a curated record. Gene Ontology annotation, cellular component: external side of plasma membrane. Gene Ontology annotation, molecular function: fucose binding; D-mannose binding. Lineage: Eukaryota; Metazoa; Chordata; Mammalia; Proboscidea; Elephantidae. The transcript has 8 exons. The coding region runs from base 335 to 1279 and encodes 314 amino acids.